AUGAGUCCAUCAGCAAAGAAACGGUCCAAGAGUGGAGUGGCUUCCAAGAUACAAGCUGAGGAACCACAGGACAUUAGGAGGCAUCCUGUCAACAAAACAAUUGAGCGGACCCGUCUGAAAACGGUAUUGAAAAACUUAUCCCUCUUGAAGCUCCUCAAGAGCCCAAACCCCCGGAUCCAAGAACUGUACAACCUGGCUAAAAGGUGUUGGUAUUCACUGUUUAGAGUCCCAAAGAUCCUCAUCAACUCUAGGGACAACAGCUGCAGUAGAAUGACACAAAAUAAAAAACUCCAGGAGGCUGAGUGCCCCAAGGAGAAACCAAAGUCCAAGAAAUUAGAGUACACAGAGGAACCCAAGGAGAUGAAGCUCAAGAAAGCAAAGGCCCAGGUGGGGUCGGAGUACAAGGCAAAGAGGUCACCUGAAGCAGUGCAGCAGAACGAGCAGAUGAGACUGGAGGUUCCCAGGACAUCUAGGAGCUGUUACCUAACCCCUGGGGCCAGGAGGAGCCAAGCAGCCACUAGAGGCCCCCAAGUGGUCUUCCUCAAGAACUACCACCUCAGAACUCCCACAGGGGACAUGAAGCAGGAGGAUGCAGCUGGCCAGUGGUUCUGGUUUGAGGGGCUGCCCACACGCAUCCACCUGCCAGGACCCCGAGUGAUGUGUAGAGCCUCCACCCUGCGCUCGGCCAAGCGCUGUUGCACCCGCUACUGCUCUGCAAAGCUGAAGCUGCCAAUGUGCCACCCGUGCAGGGCAUGA
Molecule: messenger RNA, 756 nt
Organism: Chrysochloris asiatica (Cape golden mole)
Lineage: Eukaryota; Metazoa; Chordata; Mammalia; Afrosoricida; Chrysochloridae
Gene: TP53TG5
Product: TP53 target 5
Exons: 4
Coding region: 1-756 (251 amino acids)
Source: RefSeq, a predicted model, not a curated record